CUUCGCAGCAUCAAACUCAGCUUCUCGAGACCAACUCCAACCCAGGCCAGCCAGCGGAGUCUGCAUUAGAGUCGUAGCUCGCGCCCGUGCGCUUCUUUCCUUCCUACCUUAUCACUCACGAAACACACACACUUCGAGACUCCAACACAUCUCAACCGCAUCAUCAUCAUGUCUAGCGCAGCUCAGAACACCGCCAACGUCGCCAAGGAUCAGGCCGACAACAUCCAGAAGCAGGCAUCUGACCUCGCCUCAAACGCGCAGGCUCAGGGUGACUCGCUCGUCAAGCAAGCCACUGACCUGGCCACCAACGCCUACAACUACGCCGCCCAGCAGGCUGGCAUUGCCGGCCAGAAGGGCAGCGAGGCCGCCGACCAAGCCAGUAAGGCCGCCUCGGACGCCUCUGCCCAGGCUCAGGGCGUCGCCAACUCGGCCUCCAAGGACGGUCAAGCUAACGCCGAAGCCGCUCAGCAGACCCUCGGUGACCUCGUCAACCAAGGUCGUCAGCUCGUAGCCAACGCCCUCGACUCGGCCAACUCGUAUGUCAAGCCAGGCCAAGAGGGAGCAGGAGACGGUGUCGUCGACAAGGCAAGGGCUCUUGCCUCCAACGUCGUCGACCAGGCUUCGUCCAUUGCUCGUGGUGCUCAAGAGCAGGCCUCCGAGGCUGCCGGCACCGCUUCGCAGCAAGCAUCGCAGGCGGCCAACGAUCUCUCCAAGCAGGCAAAGGACGCCAGCGCUCAGGCUCAGGGAGCCGUCGCCGGUGCCACCAAGUAGAGCAUGUCCAAGGAAGCUUUUUCAACUCUUUGCCUAGUCUCUCAUACCCCUUU
Jaminaea rosea is the source of this 824-nucleotide messenger RNA. RefSeq lists its product as hypothetical. The coding region runs from base 169 to 771 and encodes 200 amino acids. NCBI's taxonomy places the organism in Eukaryota, Fungi, Basidiomycota, Exobasidiomycetes, Microstromatales. The transcript is spliced from 2 exons. The record is from RefSeq and is a predicted model, not a curated record.